AUGGAGUCGGUAAAACAAAGGAUUUUGACUCCCGGCAAGGAGGGAUUGAAGAAUUUUGCUGGAAAAUCGCUUGGUCAACUCUACAGAGUCCUAGAGAAGAGGCAGAAGCCCGGGGACACCAUCGAGCUGACGGAAGAUGGAAAGCCCAUGGAAGUGCCCGAGAAGAAAGCGCCGCUGUGCGACUGCACCUGCUUCGGGCUGCCCCGGAGGUACAUCAUCGCCAUCAUGAGCGGACUGGGAUUCUGCAUUUCCUUCGGGAUCCGAUGUAACUUGGGAGUGGCCAUCGUGGAUAUGGUCAAUAACAGCACCAUACACCGAGGAGGAAAAGUUAUUAAAGAGAAAGCGAAGUUUAACUGGGAUCCCGAAACUGUUGGCAUGAUCCACGGCUCUUUUUUCUGGGGAUACAUAAUCACCCAGAUCCCCGGAGGGUACAUCUCAUCGCGGCUGGCAGCGAACAGGGUGUUUGGGGCUGCCAUCCUGCUGACAUCCUCCCUCAACAUGCUGAUCCCGUCGGCAGCCCGGGUGCACUACGGAUGCGUCAUCUUCGUCAGGAUCCUGCAGGGCCUCGUGGAGGGGGUCACCUACCCUGCCUGCCACGGCAUUUGGAGCAAGUGGGCCCCCCCAUUAGAGAGAAGUAGGUUAGCAACUACUUCCUUUUGUGGUUCCUAUGCAGGAGCUGUCAUUGCAAUGCCUUUAGCUGGGAUUCUAGUGCAAUAUACUGGGUGGUCUUCUGUGUUCUAUGUGUAUGGGAGCUUUGGUAUAGUCUGGUACAUGUUUUGGCUUUUGGUUUCAUAUGAGAGUCCUGCCAAGCAUCCUACAAUCACAGAUGAAGAGAGGAGAUACAUAGAAGAGAGCAUUGGAGAGAGUGCCAACCUCCUAGGUGCAAUGGAAAAAUACAAAACACCGUGGAGGAAAUUUUUUACAUCUAUGCCAGUCUAUGCAAUAAUAGUUGCAAACUUCUGUAGAAGCUGGACUUUUUACUUGCUGCUAAUUAGUCAGCCUGCUUACUUUGAGGAGGUGUUUGGAUUUGAAAUAAGCAAGGUGGGUAUCUUAUCUGCUGUGCCGCAUUUAGUGAUGACAAUUAUUGUUCCUAUUGGGGGACAAAUUGCUGACUUUUUAAGAAGCAGGCAGAUUGUUUCAACGACGAAUGUGAGAAAGAUAAUGAACUGUGGAGGUUUUGGUAUGGAAGCAACUCUUCUUCUCGUGGUGGGAUAUUCACACAGCAAAGGAGUGGCUAUCUCAUUCCUAGUGCUUGCUGUGGGCUUUAGUGGAUUUGCCAUAUCUGGAUUCAAUGUCAACCACUUAGACAUUGCCCCGAGGUACGCCAGCAUUUUAAUGGGGAUUUCUAAUGGAGUCGGGACCUUGUCUGGAAUGGUUUGCCCUAUAAUUGUUGGAGCAAUGACAAAGAACAAGACACGUGAAGAGUGGCAGUACGUCUUCCUCAUUGCUGCUUUAGUGCAUUACGGAGGUGUGAUCUUCUAUGGCAUUUUUGCUUCAGGAGAGAAACAGCCCUGGGCAGACCCUGAACAGACCAGUGAAGAGAAAUGUGGCUUUAUUCACGAGGAUGAACUUGCUGAAGAGACAGGGGACAUUACUCAGAAUUAUGUAAAUUAUGGUACCACCAAGUCUUACGGUGCUACGACCCAGGUCAAUGGUGGCUGGCCUAAUGGCUGGGAGAAAAAGGAGGAAUUUGUACAAGAGGAAGUACAAGACUCAUACAACUACAAGGAAAGAGAUUAUUCAUAA
Molecule: messenger RNA, 1746 nt
Organism: Prinia subflava (tawny-flanked prinia)
Lineage: Eukaryota; Metazoa; Chordata; Aves; Passeriformes; Cisticolidae
Gene: SLC17A6
Product: solute carrier family 17 member 6
Exons: 12
Coding region: 1-1746 (581 amino acids)
Biological process (GO): neurotransmitter loading into synaptic vesicle; synaptic transmission, glutamatergic; regulation of synapse structure or activity
Cellular component (GO): excitatory synapse; synaptic vesicle membrane
Molecular function (GO): L-glutamate transmembrane transporter activity; neurotransmitter transmembrane transporter activity
Source: RefSeq, a predicted model, not a curated record